CCUCAGUCCUCUCUGUCCCCAGAAAUUCCACCUAACCUCUUCCUGCCUAACUCUUGGCCAUUCAACUCUUUAUUAAACCAAUCACAGCGACACAUCUCCACAUAGUGUAAAGGAAUAUUCCGCAACACCCCUGCCUCCAAGAAAACAGCUGUAAGGAAGUCUGGCCAUAUCCUGUGGUACUUAAAACCAUGGCUGAAGUAACCCAUACAUCUUACCUACUUGACAUUCCAUUUUCCCAUGUAGACAGUGUGAUGGUGUGAGUGCUUGUGACCCAGCCACUCAGGAGGCUGCAUUUGCUUUCCUUGUGCUGACUUUUGUGGCUGAUAAGGGUUCCUGCCAAGAUCUUGGUCCUGGUUGACUCUCAUGCUAGCUAGCUAACCCUACAUCAUCUCUCAGUACCUGUCAUUUUCAAACAACAUUAAUAUUUUCAUUCAGCAAAUCAUCUUGCCUUGAUCUUUUUCCAGGCACUGAUGGGCAGGAAAUGAUGUACUCAGGAAAGGGAAAGGAUUGUAGAGUGAAUUUGUCCUGCCUGUCUGUAAUUUCAUGAGGUGGCAAUAUGAGUCACUUAGCUGGCAAGACACAUGGAAAAGCUAAAUCCAUGUCUAUAAACUAGUGUUUUCCAGUGAGAGAAUGGGAAAUAGGGUAUCCUGGCUUGUGAGGCUGGUAUGGACCUCUGAAACUCUUAGGGCAUUUAUAAAACAUGUUUAAGUUGAAAUCCAGCAGGAAAUGUGGGUCAUGCUGACUUUCCAUAUGAAUCAUUGAUUUUAUUCAUCUCAGAAGUAAGAAUGAGUGUGAUAAUGGAUGGUUCUAAUUAGGCUUGUCAGUGUAUAUAUAAGCUGUUGUGACUGUACAAUCAGAAAUCAUACAUUUAGCCACCAGAAAAAUAAUUUGUUUCAAUAAGAAUAAUAAGAAACUUUUGUGUGUGCUGGGGAAUGAAACCAGGGCUUUGCCUGUGAGCUGUCUCCCUAGUCCUGUUGUUUUGAGACUCGAUCUCAUUAUAUAACUAAGGCUGGCCUUGAAUUCAAUAUGUAACUCAGGCUGGCAGCUCAAACUCCAAUCAAUGUUUUUGCCUCAGUCCAGGUGCUGGAAUUAUAGUCAUGCAUUAGCAUGCUUGGCUUUCUGCCAUCAGUUUCUGAAUGAACAGAGAAUCUAGAGGCACUGUUCUUGGUGACAUCAGUAUAAUGGCUCAUUUUACUGGACCCCAUAACACAAGCACCAAAGUUUUGAGGAGUGGGAGUGCCUGGGCCCCGCUCAGAGGGACUUGUAUAGAGACGUGAUGUUGGAGAACUACAGCAACCUGCUGUCAGUGGCAGGACUUCACAUCCCCAAGCCUCAGGUGAUCUCUUUAUUGGAGCAAGGCAAAGAGCCCUGGAUGAUUGGCAAAGAGCUUACGAGAGGCCUGUGCUCAGCUCUGGAGUCAAUGUGUGAAAGCAAGUUAUUAUCUCUAAAGAAGGAAGUUUAUGAAAUAGAAUCAUGCCAGAGAGAGUUAAUGGGACUUAAAAAGCAUGGCCUUGAGUACUCCAGUUUUAGAGAUGUUCUGGAAUGUGGAAGUCCAUUGGGAUAUCAAAAUGGUCAUUUAAGCCAAGAAAUACUCAGUCGGGAAUACAUGCCCACAUUUGUUCAACAGACUUUCUUUACCCUACGUCAAAUUAUUAAUGAUGACGAGAAACCCUAUGAAUGUAAGAAAUGUAGAAAGGUCUUUACUCAGAACUCACAAUUCAUUCAACAUCAAAGAAGUCAUCUUGGUGACAAGUCUUACGAAUGUAAAGAGUGUGGGAAAUUCUUCAGUUGUGGUUCACAUGUUACUCGACAUCUGAAAAUUCACACUGGAGAAAAGCCCUUUGAAUGUAAGGACUGUGGGAAGGCCUUCAGUUGUAGCUCCUACCUUUCUCAGCAUCAGAGAAUCCACACUGGUAAGAAACCCUAUGAAUGUAAGGAGUGUGGGAAAGCCUUUAGCUACUGUUCAAAUCUUAUUGACCAUCAGCGAAUUCACACUGGUGAAAAACCUUAUGCAUGCAAAGUCUGUGGGAAAGCCUUCACAAAGAGCUCCCAACUUUUUCAGCAUGUGCGAGUUCACACAGGUGAGAAACCUUAUGAAUGUAAGGAAUGUGGCAAAGCCUUUACUCAGAGCUCAAAGCUUGUUCAGCAUCAGAGAAUCCACACUGGGGAGAAACCCUAUGAGUGCAAGGAAUGUGGGAAAGCCUUUAGUAGUGGCUCAGCACUUACAAAUCAUCAGAGAAUCCACACUGGGGAGAAACCGUAUGAGUGCAAGGAAUGUGGGAAAGCCUUCACUCAGAGCUCACAACUUCGGCAACAUCAAAGAAUUCAUGCUGGGGAGAAACCUUUUGAAUGCCUUGAAUGUGGGAAGGCCUUCACUCAGAACUCACAACUUUUUCAACAUCAGAGAGUCCACUCAGAUGAGAGGCCAUAUGAAUGUAAUAAAUGUGGAAAGGCCUUUAAUAAAUGCUCAAACCUUACCCGACAUCUGAGAAUUCAUAGUGAUGACAAGCCCUAUAGCUGUAAGGAAUGUGGGAAGACAUUUAGUAAUGAUUCAGACCUUAUUCGCCAUCAGGAAAUUCAUUCUAAUGAAUAAUAAAAAUUUGUACUUAAGAGUAACUUUCUUUGACACAGUUUGAUUAAGUAUUUAUAUUUUCAAUCCAAAUGCAUUUAACUGUAGAUUAUGAAUUCCAGUCCUACAUUUAUUCUCUCUCACACCAAUGCUAGUUGCUUAUUAGUUCUCCAUUGCUUUGGGAUUUGUCAUGCUGUUUGUAUUUUUCUUAUGUUUUUAGGGCUGUUUUUUGUUUUCUAAACUUUUUGAUGCUUGCGCUAAUAUGACAGUGUUUUAAUUGUGUAACCUUUAAUGAUUUGAAGUUCCUUGUGGAAUUCUUAUGUUGUAUUUAAGGUGGGGUCAUUCUUUUUGCUAUGUUUGAGCUUAUUUUUAUUUGUUAAAAAAAUUAGAAAACUAGAAAAUCGAAAGCUCAGACAUCAAAAUAACUGCUGUAGUGAUUGUAGAUGAUUAUCAAAUUGGUAGAACUAAUUCUGCUAGACUUUGCUUUCUAAAAACAAGUAGUCUUGGUAUUUAUGUUCUUUCAUCUGCUUUUAUCAUGCUAAAAACAUUAUAAUUGCUUUUCCAGCAAUACCAAGUUUAAUGACUUACUUAAUAUCUUUUACAUGAGUAUUAUUCACGUUAUGGUGGUUGCUUCUAAAUUUUUGCAUUUAAAAAAGCUGUCUCCAUUAAUUUGACCCCAAACUUAUGUUUGGAUGUUUGAUGUUUUGUUUCUUUUAAUGCUGAAUUUAUUCAUAUUUCCUCCUUGUAUGCUGUUUUGUUCCUUUUCAUUAAGCCUAAUCCUAAUGUCAUGCCAGAAAGAAAAUUACCGUUAGCAAAGUGUUAUUUUUCCAGAUUUUUUUCCUUAUAUAUGUUAUCAGUAGUUGUGUCUUACUUUACAUAUGCGGUCAUGUGUAUGCAUUGGUUUGCUGUGAGAACUCAAUGAAUUCAUAACUAAGAUCUAUUCCUAGCAUACAGUAUAGGUUUAAUAAAAGGUUUCUCUAUUGUCAUUA
Mesocricetus auratus (golden hamster) is the source of this 3558-nucleotide messenger RNA. Its product is annotated as zinc finger protein 383. Lineage: Eukaryota; Metazoa; Chordata; Mammalia; Rodentia; Cricetidae. Gene Ontology annotation, biological process: regulation of transcription by RNA polymerase II. The coding region runs from base 1277 to 2593 and encodes 438 amino acids. The transcript is spliced from 4 exons. The record is from RefSeq and is a predicted model, not a curated record. Gene Ontology annotation, cellular component: PcG protein complex; transcription regulator complex. Gene Ontology annotation, molecular function: DNA-binding transcription factor activity, RNA polymerase II-specific; RNA polymerase II cis-regulatory region sequence-specific DNA binding.